Molecule: messenger RNA, 2162 nt
Organism: Vicia villosa (hairy vetch)
Lineage: Eukaryota; Viridiplantae; Streptophyta; Magnoliopsida; Fabales; Fabaceae
Exons: 2
Coding region: 17-1429 (470 amino acids)
Source: RefSeq, a predicted model, not a curated record
CUUUCCAGCAUAUGGCAUGUUGUCUGGUUGGGGUACGCAUGGCAAAAUGGGUUGUCCGCAUUGCAUGGGAAACAACAAAGGGUUCACGUUGGAUAAAGGUGGGAAAAGCUCGUGGUUUGACUGUCACCGAAGAUUCCUACCACGAAAUCACUCCUAUAGAAGAAACAUGACAAACUUUAAAAAAGAUGUACGAGUGAAAGAUUCGCCUCCGCCUCGAUUGUCACCAUGGGCUAUAUGGGAACAAGUUAGUGAGCUACCAAAAUUUACAGAUACUGGCAAAGAAUGCCGAAUUGAAGGAUACGGAGUCACGCACAAUUGGACAAAAAGAAGUAUAUUUUGGGACCUCCCGUAUUGGAAGGAUAACUUGUUGCGCCAUAAUCUAGAUGUUAUGCAUAUUGAGAAGAAUUUUUUUGAUAAUGUAUUUAACACAGUGAUGGAUGUGAAAGGCAAAACAAAAGAUAAUGAAAAGGCCAGACAAGACAUGGAAAAAUGGUGUAACAGAAGAGAGUUGGAGUUGAAGCCUCUACCGAAUGGAAAGUUAUUAAAACCCAAGGCUUGUUUCACUUUGACUUCCCAAGAAGCUAAAGCUGUUUGUCGAUGGCUAAAAGAUUUGAGAAUGCCCGAUGGGUAUUCAUCAAAUUUAUCAAGGUGUGCUGACCCUAACACUGGGAAGUUGCAUGGAAUGAAAAGUCACGAUUGUCACAUUUUCAUGGAACAAUUGUUACCAAUUGCAUUUGGCUCGCUACCCAAACAUGUUCUUGAUCCACUGACUGAAAUUAGUCAGUUUUUUAGAGAUAUUUGUGCGUCAGCUUUAAAAGUGGAAGACAUCAUGAAGUUGGACCAAAACAUUGCAAUCAUUCUUUGUAAGUUGGAACAAGUAUUUCCGCCUGGUUUCUUCGACUCAAUGGAACAUUUACCUGUGCAUCUUGCAUAUGAAGCCUUUCUUGGUGGACCAGUUCAAUAUAGGUGGAUGUAUCCGUUUGAAAGGUUCAUGGGUGAUUCAAAGCGAUCAGUGAAGAAUAAAGCAAGAGUUGAAGGUUCUAUAUGUGCACAUUACCUGCAUCGAGAAACAUCACAUUUUUGCAGUCAUUAUUUCAAUCACUUGAUGUUAACUCCUAGAACCAUACGGAAUCCGGUAAAUGUCAACCAGAGGAGUCAAUUCACCUUAUCAGUAUUCGGUCUUCCAGGUCGACCUUCUGGAAAGAAGAGUGUGCAUUGGUUGACCCAGAAAGAAAUGCAAUCCGCACAUGUCCAUGUCUUGAUCAACUGCGUCGAAGUUAAACAAUACCUUGAGGAAUUUAACAAUGCCUAUUUUCAUAGUACCGGUGUACAAUCAACAUCCGGCGUCAUUCAUGCUGAAUUUCCCUUAUGGUUCAAGCAAAGAUUGUCUACCGUGUUUCCACCAACUCCAGAAAUACUCCAUUUGUGAAACUUGGCAGAAGGCCCUAUCCAAAGCGCAAAUGAAUGGCACACAUACUUCGUGAACGGAUAUAAGUUUCACACUGAGGCAUGGACCGAAGGGAAAAAAACCAUAAACAGUGGUGUAUUUGUAAAAGGAGUUACAGAUGGUGGUGAAGAUGACUUUUAUGGAGUUAUUAAACAUAUCUACGAGUUGGUAUACCAUUACAUGGAUUCAGAAAAUAAAGUUGUCUUGUUUUAUUGUGAAUGAUAUGAUCCAAGUAGAGGCACAAAAAUAGACAGGUCAUACGGUACUGUUGAGAUUCAAAUGAACCGGAAAUACAAAGAGUAUGAUCCUUUCAUAAUGUCAAAUAUUGUUAGGCAAGUUUAUUAUGUACCUUAUCCUUCAUUUGUGACACGUAAAAGAGGAUGGUGUGUUGCAAUAAAAACAAAACCGCAAGGUCAUAUUGAAAAUGGCGAUCAAGUAGAAGAUGUUGCCUAUCAAGUUGAUGAUGUUGAUCAAAUUAAUGAAGUGGUUGCAGCUGAAGACAUUACAAGUUUGUCUGAUACAAUUGUUGAGGGACAUCAAGUUGAUGCAUCUAUAUUGUUGGUUGAAAAUAAUGUGGAUGAAGAGAAUGAUGAAGAGUUUGAAUCCGAUGACAACAAUGAAGAGAAUGACGAAGAGAACGACGAAGAGAACGACGAAGAUAAUGAUGAAGAGAAUGAUGAAGAGAAUGAUGAAGAGAAUGAUGUGGAUAGCGAAG